AUGGAGCAACAAGCGAACCGGGCGCAUCGGGUGACGAAAGAAAAGAAGAGAUAUGAAGGUAACAACCCGAGAGCGUUUGCAUUCUCGAAUCCGGGAAAAGGAAAUAAAGCGGGUGCCAGGUCCCACGAUAUUAAAGAGAAACGGCUGCAUGUUCCGUUAGUCGACCGUCUACCUGAAGAGGCUCCGCCGCUCGUUGUCACCGUCGUUGGACCCCCUGGUGUCGGGAAAACCACGCUCAUCAAAUCCUUGAUCCGUCGGUAUACCAAGCAGACUCUCAGCACACCCAACGGACCGUUGACCGUGGUCACGUCCAAGCGUCGACGUCUUACUUUCUUAGAAUGUCCAUCCGACUCUCUUGCAAGCGCCAUCGAUGUGGCUAAAAUCGCCGAUAUUGUGCUAUUGAUGAUUGACGGUAAUUACGGCUUCGAGAUGGAGACAAUGGAGUUCCUCAACGUUCUGGCUUCAAGUGGUAUGCCUGGAAAUGUGUUUGGUAUCCUCACGCAUCUAGAUCUCUUCAAGAAGCAGAGCACACUACGAGACGCAAAGAAGCGGUUGAAGCAUCGGUUCUGGAGCGAAUUAUACAACGGAGCGAAGCUAUUCUAUCUUUCAGGAGUCAUCAAUGGUCGCUACCCGGACCGUGAAGUGCAGAACCUCUCUCGGUUUCUUGCCGUGAUGAAGAAUCCGCGACCACUCGUAUGGCGUAACUCUCAUCCUUACGCACUCGCAGACCGAUUCCUCGACAUCACACCUCCGACGGAGAUCGAAGAGGACCCGAAAUGCGACCGGACUGUGGCACUAUAUGGCUACUUACGAGGCACAAACUUCCCGGCACAAGGAGCACGCGUGCACGUACCCGGGGUCGGUGAUCUGACGGUAUCUGGAAUCGAGGCUCUUCCCGAUCCCUGCCCCACGCCGUAUAUGGACCAGCAGAUAGCGAAGACGACCGGAAAGUCGAGUAGGCGCAGAUUGGGCGAGAAGCAGAAGUUGCUCUUUGCGCCCAUGUCAGAUGUUGGUGGAGUUUUGGUCGACAAAGAUGCCGUCUAUAUUGACGUGAAAACGUCUAAUUUCAACAGGGAAGAGGAUGAUGAUGAAGGCCAGGACCGUGGACUGGGCGAGCAGUUAGUUAUCGGUUUGCAGGGUGAGCGGAAACUCCUCGGUGAGGCCGAUAGCGGUGUCCGCCUGUUCAGCGGAGGAGAGGCCAUCAAACAGGCAGAUGACGAAGAUGGCGCUACCGGAAGAAAACACAAGCGACACGUACGGAUUGCCGGUGAUGAUCAAGGCCAGAACGUCUCGGAUGAAGAUGAAGGGCUUGAAAGUGGAGCGGAAGAUGAAGACGAUGAGAUAGAUGAGGACGACAUGGAAGAUGCCAGUGACGAUGACGCGGAAGAAGUGGAUGUUUCCGCGCCCGCAGAUUUCGAAGCCAGCUUCAAGGAACGACAAAACGGUGUCAUUUCGCGAAAUGAGUCAGACAUCGCAUUUGCCGACAGUGAUUCCGAUCUUGGAUCUAUAUCCUCUGUGGAGGAUCAAAUCCUCGAUAGCGACAUAGAUGAAGAAGAUUCAGACGAGGAAGAUGACGGAAAUGCUCGCUGGAAGAGCAACAUGCUUGCCAAUGCCAAAGCAUCCCAUGCCAAACGUCCGAAUUUCCGUGUCACAGAUCUCUCUCGCAUGAUGUACGACGAGUCAAUGACGCCAGCUGACGUUAUUCGGCGCUGGCGCGGGGAAGAGGAAGAAGAAGAGGAUAUCGAAGCCGACGAGGACGAAGAUACCUUCUUCAAAAAGACGAACGUCGAACAGGAGGAGCAGGCCGAAUACCGUGCUAUUCCGGAGUUCGAUUACGAAAAGUUGGAGCAAAAGUGGCAGGACGAGGAAAUGAUUGAAUCAUUGCGAAGCCGCUUCGCGAGCUCUAGGAUGUCUGGCGGCGGUGAAGAUGACGACGAGGACGUUGAUGAUGCCUUUGACGAGGAUGACGAAGGAGACGGCGCCUUUGAAGAUCUCGAAACGGGAGAGGUGUUCAAUGGAAUUGAAGAGGACGAAGAAGGUGAGAAUAACGAUGGUGAAAAGGAGAAUGAUGGCACCGAGGAUCUGGAAGCUGAGCGUGCGCGGAACGCCAAGAAGAAGGAAGACUUGAGGCUCAGAUUCGAAGAGGAAGAUCGAGAGGGAUUCGCGAAUUCGAAAGACAACUCGCGACAAGACGGUGCCGAGCCCGACGAAGAAUUUGGCGAGGACGAAUGGUACGACGCGCAGAAGGCCAAGAUGCAAAAGCAGGCCGAUAUCAACCGCGCCGAGUUCGAGACUCUAGAUCCCGCUUCCAGAGCUCGUGCGGAGGGCUUCAAAGCAGGAACGUACGCCCGUAUCGUGCUUGAGAAAGUACCAUGCGAAUUCGCUACCAAAUUCAACCCUCGAUACCCCGUCAUUGUUGGAGGCUUAGCACCAACGGAGGACCGCUUCGGGUAUGUCCAGAUCCGAAUCAAGAGACAUCGCUGGCACAAGAAGAUUUUGAAGAGCAAUGACCCCCUGAUCUUCUCUCUGGGCUGGCGCCGCUUCCAGUCCCUCCCCAUCUAUAGCACAUCAGACAGCCGAACGCGCAACCGCAUGCUCAAAUACUCUCCCGAGCAUAUGCAUUGUUUCGGUACAUUCUACGGGCCACUCGUCGCCCCCAAUACUGGUUUCUGCUGCGUCCAGUCUUUCUCCAAUAAGAACCCUGGUUUCCGAAUUGCCGCCACGGGUGUCGUGUUGAGCGUGGACGAACACACGGAGAUUGUGAAGAAGCUCAAGCUCACCGGUGUGCCAUAUAAGAUCUUCAAGAACACAGCUUUUAUCAAAGAUAUGUUCAACUCCUCCCUGGAAAUCGCAAAGUUCGAAGGCGCAUCCAUCCGAACCGUUUCCGGCAUCAGAGGUCAAAUCAAGCGUGCCCUGAGCAAACCCGAGGGCUACUUCCGAGCCACAUUCGAAGACAAGAUUCUCAUGAGUGACAUCGUCUUCCUACGUGCCUGGUACCCGAUCAAGCCCCACCGCUUCUAUAACCCCGUCACCAACCUCCUGGAUCUGGGCGAGGGCGACGCCGAAGGCGAUUCCGGAUGGCAGGGUAUGCGCCUGACAGGCGAAGUCCGCCGCGAAAAGGGCAUCCCCACACCUCUGACCAAGGACUCCGCAUAUCGCAAGAUCGAGCGACCCGAGCGCCACUUCAACCCGCUCCGCGUCCCUCGACAGCUGGCCACCGAACUCCCCUUCAAAUCGCAGAUCGUGAAGAUGAAGACACAGAAGAAGAAGACCUAUCUCCAGAAGCGCGCCGUUGUCCUAGGCGGCGAGGAGAAGAAGGCCAGAGACUUGAUGCAGAAGCUCAACACGCUGCGCAACGAGAAGCAAGCCAAGCGUGCUGUGAAGCAGGAAGAGCGCAGGAAGGUCUACCGUGCCAAGGUCGCGGAGGGCCUUGAGAAAAAGGCUGAGCGGGAGAAGAGAGAGCGUGAUGAGUACUGGCGGAGAGAAGGCAAGAAGCGCAAGAACGACGACGGCGAAGGCGGUGGUGGUGGAAAGAAACGCAGGUAA
Molecule: messenger RNA, 3546 nt
Organism: Aspergillus calidoustus
Lineage: Eukaryota; Fungi; Ascomycota; Eurotiomycetes; Eurotiales; Aspergillaceae
Source: the annotation of a GenBank genome assembly